GCAACAAGUGACAACAACAACAACACACCACACAGUUUGAAGGGACAACCAAAAUCUUUCCCAAAAAAGGAAAAAGAAAAGCAGCCAAGAUGAGGUUUCUAGUGCCACUGUUUGUUUUCCUCGCUGUGGCGGCGUUUCACACCGUGCUCUCAGCGUCUCUGGAAUCAGCAGAGAAAGAGGAAAAGGUUGAUCAGCACGAUGGAUUACCUGAGCUGAUAAAGAUAGAUCAGAUGGAGUUCGAGUUCGUUCAGAGGACCAGCGCCGCUCAGGUGAACGCUACGGAGGAACAGAAUGAGGAUUCUCGCUACCUCGAGGCUGCUCAAGAUGGCUCCGUGGAGGAGCACGUUAAAGCCGAGGGCGACAAGGCAGCAGAGGGAGGUGGCAACUCUGACGCUGCAGCUCGUGAGGAAUCAGAGUCUGAGUCCUCUGAGGAAACUGAGGGGAGACAGAGGCGGGAGCACCACGAGGUCGGGACAGAGGCUGUGAAGAGUUUGGAUGAAGUCAGUCAGGAUUCAACCAAGGAACAAGAUGUGCUGGAGUGAGGGCGAGCACAGCAGCAUGCGGAUCCCAGAGCUCAUUCAUCACCCGGCGCCUGAGCAGCACCGAGCUUACCGUCAAUAAAAAGGGAACAAUCCCACUUAUCUGUAUAACCUGUGUGUCUCCUUUUGUGUCAUGUCUGAUAAUGCAGUGGUUAUUUUAUGAUGUGAUCACACAGUAAAACAAGCUCAACUUCAGUGUUUUCCCAUUUUUAUUUUCAUUUUUUUCAUCCACAAACGUGGAGCAGAUUAUGUUGAUGUGCAUAAAAAAAACCUUUUUUCUUUGGUACCUAAGGGAAAAUAAAACAAUUAAGGCAACUACAGCAUCUAUAGGUCUGAAAUGCAUUUAGUACUGCAGCCAAAUGACCACGCGCUGGUGGCAUGCAACGUAUAUCUGCGCUCAUUCAAACCAGACAGCAGAUCAGCUCAACACCAAACCACCCUUUAGAUACCUUCCAGUUUUUAGGUUCCUCUUCCUCCUCCUCAUUUUUUUACGAUAUUCAGAGGGCGGAAGAGGCAGGUGCAAAUUCCACAGAAAAUAAACAUACUGGAAGUAGCUGGUACACGGUGAACUAGAAAAACAAGGCUGAAGCAGGCCUAAAGCAUGUCAUCACCAAUGAUCAGGAAAUCAAGUUUCAACAGGCGACAUAAGGUCUCGUUUGAGCGCACGUCGUUUGUGCUCGUUGACAUUCUGCUGUUCUCAAAGUGAUGUUCAGACAGGUGUUUCUGAUCCCAGAAUGUAAAGUCUCGGGAGAUUUGGAUGAAGAACUGGAGAGCAGAUAACAAUUUGGCCUUUGUCAUUUCUUGCCAAGAAGUUUUCUGACUUCUUAAUACUAAUCAGUGUGUAUUUUUCAUAUCAUUCUGUAGGUGGUCGUCCAGUGUGUGCAGUUAGCUCUACCACUGUAAACUAGAUUACAGUGCUGUUAGUGUGAUGGAAUCAUUUUGUCGAAUGUGGGAGUAAACUUGUUCACCAAACUU
This is a messenger RNA of Stegastes partitus (bicolor damselfish), 1514 nucleotides long. RefSeq names its product protein gar2. Bases 90 to 542 code for a protein of 150 amino acids. NCBI's taxonomy places the organism in Eukaryota, Metazoa, Chordata, Actinopteri, Pomacentridae. The transcript is spliced from 13 exons. The record is from RefSeq and is a predicted model, not a curated record.